Chlamydomonas reinhardtii is the source of this 2725-nucleotide messenger RNA. RefSeq lists its product as uncharacterized. The record is from RefSeq and is a predicted model, not a curated record. The transcript is spliced from 10 exons. The coding region runs from base 63 to 2474 and encodes 803 amino acids. Gene Ontology annotation, biological process: biosynthetic process. Lineage: Eukaryota; Viridiplantae; Chlorophyta; Chlorophyceae; Chlamydomonadales; Chlamydomonadaceae. Gene Ontology annotation, molecular function: ATP binding; acid-amino acid ligase activity.
GCCAAGGCGCGAACCCAUGUAACAUAGUGUUAGUAUAAUAGUAGAUGAAUUAGAUAGUGAGCAUGUUGGCACAACAGCUGGCGAGGUCGGUGCGUCGACCUGCUGCACCACCUUGCACAAGCUCACCUUGCACAAUUUGCCCAGUCGUUGUGCGACAACCAGCCAACAAAUGCCAUGCACCUAGAAUUGCGCCGGUAGCGCCAGCCCCCGCGCGGCAGACACUAUGUGCAGCGCGGAGAGGGCGGCCACCAGGGGGUCCCCCGGAGCCCACGCCCGAGGGGCCCGAGCCCGAAUUCUUUGAAGAUGAUGAUAUUAAUUAUGAGGACGAGGCGGAGGACGGCGAGUUUGUGGAGCAGCUCGACCCCCACACGAGGCGCCUCAUGGGAAUUGCGGAGCAGCGCGAGGACGUUGAGGAGGCGGGUUAUGAGGAAUACGAGGAGUACGAGGAGGCAGAAGAUGAGGGGGCCCUUGACGACGCGGCUGAAGCUGAUCGGGACGGAAUUGCGGCGGACGAGGACGUCGGGGAACCGUCGACCUCCUACCCGGAACCGCCUGACCGUGCCUUCCGUGCCCCGGACCUUUUUGGCGAGGCAGCUCUCUUUGAGGCGGCGUUAUGGCUAGCUGCACAUUUUCCGAACAUCGAGGUGACGGGCGUGCAGAGCAAUCCGCACCUGGUGACGCCGGGCGACGUGUACGUGCACCACGAGGGGCUGACGGACGAGGACCAGGUGGCGGCGGUGUCAGUGGCGCUGGAGCAGGGCGCGGUGCUGGUGGUGGCGCCGCACCUGCCCAAGGACAGCACAGGGCUGCAUGUGGGCGAGGACCCGCUGGAGGGGGUUGUGCCGGACGAGGUGCCGCUGGUGCGCGUCAAGGACUCGACGGAGGCGGGGUCACGGCUCGCGGCUGCAUUCUACGAGACGCCCUCACGCAACAUGGUGACGGUGGGCGUGGUGGGGCUGCUGGGCAAGACCACCACGUCGUGGCUGGUGCGCGGGAUACUCGAGGAGCUGGGCCAGACGGUGGGGCUCAUGUCGUCCAUCGAGCACGCCAUUGCGGAGGACCGCCUGGACGAGGACGGCUACCUGUGGGAGCCGCUGGAGGAGGACCCCUCCGCGGACCGCGAGUCGUCCGUGCCCUUCAAGCUCAUCCCCUACGAGGGCAAGUAUGAGCAGCACUACGGGCGGCGGUUACCGGGCCUGAAUGCGCAGAAGGUGCUGGCGGGCAUGCGGGACCGCGGCGCAGGCGUGGCGGUGGUGGAGUUGCAGGCCGACGGCCUGAUGCUAGGCACGUACGACUUCAUGAGCCUCAACGUGGCCGUGGUGACCAGCCUCUCGCCCCGGCCGGGGGUGCCCGCGGCGCAGCAGCCGGCUGAGCUGGUGGCGGCGGCGGCGGACGAGGUGCAUGCUGCCAUCGAGCUGCUGUCGGCGCGGCUGGUGGACCCCGAGACGCAGGCACUUGUGCUCAACGCGGACGACCCGGCGGCGGAGCAGCUGCUGGAGCGGCUGGGCGGCGCGGUGCCGGUGGUGACGUACGGCGUGGUGAACAAGGGCGCGGACGUGGUGGCAGAGAGCAUCAAGAGCAACAUCUGGGAGACGGAGCUCAUUGUGCGGACACCCGGCGGCCGGCUCCAGAUCAUCACCAACCUGUUGGGCCGACACAAUGUCGCCAACGUGCUGGCGGCAGUUGCCACCGGCGUGGCGCUCAAGGCGCCGCUGGCCAGCAUCGUGGCGGGCAUUGAGGCGGUGGAAAUCCCCGGCAGGUCUGAGGUCAUUGACGAGGGCCAGGAGUUCUCGGUGGUGGUGGACGCGGCGCGCACACCAGAGGCGCUGGGCGAUAUGCUGGACGCGCUGCGUGCCGGCGGCGCGCGCCAGAUCUUCACGGUGUUUGGCUGCUCGGGCAAUGAGGAUGCGUCCAUCCGGCCGCGCAUGGGCGCGGUGGCGCACGCCAAGUCUGACUACGUCAUCAUCACCAACGAAAACCCGCGACUGGAGGACCCGGCCAAGGUUGUUGCCGACAUCGUGGCGGGGUUCCCUGACGACAUGGUCAACCGCUACAGCGCCUACGCCUACUUCCCCUUCCAGGACCAGGGCCGCACGCCGCUGUGGUUCGAGCCCUACCUGCAGAAGGCGCAGCGCGACAACAAGCGGUACGUGAUGGAGGACCGCUACAGCGCCAUCCGCGCCGCCAUUGGCACAGCGGGCCCCGAGGACGUGGUGCUGCUGGCGGGCAAGGGCAGCGAGGACUGGGUGGAGCACGCCGACGAGGACGGCUCCGUGCUCACGGGCUGGCUUGACGACCGCGUGGAGGCGCGCAACGCGCUGUCCAAGCUCAAGUACCUGAAGCAGAUCCCGCGCUUCAGCCGCGAGACGCUGCCGUGGGGCAGCCGCAUUGAGGGGCUUAUGGAGACGCUGGCAGUGGACCCGGCGGAGCUGUCGGCGGCGGCGGUGGGCGGCCUGGAGGGCGCACUGGACUGAGGCGGCGGCAGAUGCGGGGGAGGCAUGUGCGCUGCAGUUGCGGUGGUGGAGGAGCAGGAGGAGCGUUGCCAGUUGGGGCGCCAUGUUUCAAGGCUUCGGAGACAGGCUAGGAGUGUGACGUACUGGGCUGAGCAGCUAGCCAGCAAACAUAAGGGCUGGUGCAUGCGUGGUGUGCUCAGGGACCAUGACUUAUACAUGGCCGUAGCGCACAGUGCAUGUGCAGGGCUCAUUAUCGACUUUGUAACUGAACC